AUGAAGAUAGAAUUGAAGAAGAUGAUGAUGAUGAUGAUGAGUAGCCGCAUAGCGCUUGUCACGCUUUGGCUGCUAUCAUUCUCAACUGCCUUAUUAUUAUUAUGUGAUGGUACUUCACAUGUAGUUUGCAGUGAAAAAGAAAAAACAGCUCUUCUCAAUUUCAAACAAGGUAUCAGUUGGGAUCCUUCCAACAGGCUAUCCUCAUGGUCCGGACUCCAACAAGAUUGUUGUACUUGGACUGGAGUCCGCUGCAACAAUGUUACUGGUCGAGUCAUCCAGCUUCACCUCUCCAAUCCAUACAAUCACUUUGAUGAUUAUGAAUCUUAUGAAACGCAAUUGUUGGGUGGGAAGAUUAGUUCCUCUUUGGUGGAAUUAGAAUCUCUGAUUUACUUGGACUUGAGUAUGAACAAUUUCAGUGGUUCUACUAUUCCAAGUUUCUUUGGUUCUAUGCCGAGUUUGAGAUAUCUCAACCUCUCUUAUGCUUAUUUUGAGGGAUUGAUUCCUCAUCAACUUGGGAAUCUCUCUGGGCUUCGUGUUCUUGAUCUAAAAACUGAUAAUGAUCAACUUUAUGUUGAUGACCUUAGUUGGACUGCUGGUCUUCAUUCCUUGGAAUACGUUGACAUGAGUUGGAUCGACCUUGGCAAGGCGGUUGAUUGGCAUAGACAACUGAGCAACCUUCCUUCCCUUUCAGAACUACGUUUGUCCGGCUGCAAUCUCCAAGGGCCGAUUUCUCAUCAGCUUGCCAAUCUAUCGAGCCUUCGUCAUCUCAAUCUAGGAUUUAAUUUUGUACUUUAUGCUGAUGAUCUUAGUUGGAUUGCUCGUCUUCGUUCCUUGGAAUACCUUCUAAUGAGCGGUGCUGACCUUCACAAGGCAGUCGAUUGGCUUCAAUCGGUGAGCAUGCUUCCUUACCUUUCAGAGCUGCAUUUGCCCUCGUGCCAACUUGAGAAAAUGAUUCCACCUCUUUCUUAUGUUAACUUUACGUCUCUUAAAUUCAUUGAACUUGGUUAUAACAAUUUGAAUUGCAAGAUACCGGAUUUGUUGUUUAAUUUCACUAGUAACCUUCAGUCUCUUGACCUAUCCGGCAAUUCCCUAUAUGGUCAAAUAGCUAGCAUCAUUACAGGGGAAAUCCCAGACGGGCUUGGGCAAUUGAAACAUCUUGAAUAUUUGUCACUUGCGGUGAACUCAUUGUAUGGUCCCAUUCCAGCAUCUAUUGGAAACUUAUCGUCCUUGAGAUUCUUAGAUCUUUCUGAUAAUAAAUUGAGUGACACUUUUCCAAAGAGUAUGGGGUUCCUCUCAAAUCUUGAGGAAUUAUGGGUAGGUUAUAAUUCCUUAGGAGGCAUUGUUUCCGAAGUGAAUUUUGCCAAACUCUCAAAAUUGAAGAUUUUGUAUAUGUCUUCAAACUCUCUUUUCUUCAACGUGAACUCUAAUUGGGUUCCUCCCUUUCAACUCGAGAUGCUUAGUAUGAGAUCCUGCAAAAUGGGUCCAAGUUUUCCUUCAUGGCUACAAACACAAGUAUCUUUGUACUUAUUAGACAUUUCCCAAUCGGGAAUUUCAGGUGCAGCUCCAGAAUGGUUGUGGAAGUGGGUGUCAGGUAUUGAUUUUAUCCAUCUCUCUAACAACCAGAUAAAUGGAGACAUAUCGAACGUGUCCCUAAACUCUAUUUUUGUUGAUAUUAGUUCUAAUCGUUUUGAGGGUUCAUUACCACGUUUGUCUCCAAAUGUUAGAUAUUUGAACCUUGCAAACAAUUCUUUCUUUGGACCCAUUUCCUCAUUCUUGUGCCAAGAGAUGAAUGGAGAAAGUAUGUUGAAGGUUCUGGAUGUAUCAAAUAAUAUAUUAUUAGGUGAACUUUCUCAUUGCUUGAUGCAUUGGCAACAUCUGACCCAUGUGAACGUGGGAAGCAACCACCUAUCUGGUAAAAUUCCAAAUUCAUUGGGUUCGCUGAGGUUUCUCGAAUCUUUGCAAUUGUAUGAUAAUAAUUUCUUUGGAGAAAUACCUUUAUCAAUACGAAACUGCACCUAUUUGAGACUCAUUAAUUUAGGUGGAAAUAAAUUUACCGGAUUCAUUCCGAGUUGGAUUGGAGACAUUUUAGACUUGAAGGUUCUCAGCUUAAGAUCCAAUAAAUUUAUUAGCAAUAUACCAUCACAAAUAUGCCAACUUUCUGGGCUUAUAAUUCUUGAUCUUGGGAAUAAUAGCCUAUCAGGACCAAUACCAAAAUGUUUGAAGAAUAUUAGUGCGCUGACUAUCGCAAAUUCUACACAUUAUGACAUAUUUGCUGUAAAUGUAGAAAGUUUGAAUAAUAUUCAACUUGGAGUCUACAUGGAUAUUCUCUCAUUGGUGACAAAAGGGAGAGAAUCAGAGUACAAGGAAAUCCUUAGACUUGUUACGAGCAUAGAUCUCUCACAUAAUAAUUUAUCUGGUUCAAUCCCAGAUGAUUUUUUUAGUCUUGAUGCGUUGCGAUUUUUAAACUUGUCUCAUAAUAAAAUUACGGGAAAGAUACCGGAGAACAUUGGGGGCAUGAAACUGUUAGAAUCCCUUGAUAUCUCGAGAAACUAUCUUUUGGGUGAAAUUCCUCAAAGCAUGUCUAAUUUGACAUUUCUGAGUUACUUGAACUUGUCAUACAACUUCUUAAAUGGAAGAAUUCCUACGGGCACCCAACUUCAGAGUUUUGAUGCAACUAGCUACAUUGGCAAUGCUGAACUUUGUGGAGCCCCUCUGAACAAUUGCACAAGAGAAGAAGAAUCUCAAGGUCGAGGUGUGAGCUCGAUGGAGGAAGAGGAAGAAGAGCAUGAAAUGGUUUGGUUUUAUAUUGGUAUGGGUCCAGGAUUUGUGGUUGGAUUUUGGAUUGUUUGUGGUACUCUUCUCCUCAAAAGGACAUGGAGGCAUGCUUAUUUUCAGCUUCUUGAUGAUAUGAAAGACCGGAUCUAUGUGGCUAUAUUGAUAAAGGUGAAUUGGUUCCGCAACAAGUUCAAGAGAUCUAAUGAAACAUGAAGAACAUGAUCUUCUACAAGAUUGCUGAUACAAUGAAUAAUUCCCUGCUGGACGUUUUGGAUCAACCGGGAGCUAGAUUUUGAAUGUGGUUGUGGAUCUGUUGUUGGUGUGAUAAUUUGGUUGCUUUGUUGGUUUGUUUGUCUUUCUUCUUUUCUUGACAGCAGGUUUUUUUUCUUCUAAUAAGUGGUUUUCUUUUAUGGUAAUGUAAUGAGGAGGGUAUGCCUUCCUAACCAAUUGUAUUGUGUGGCCUGGUUGUGUUAUAAAAUCUGGUUUGCUUAGGAAAAACAAA
Cornus florida is the source of this 3277-nucleotide messenger RNA. RefSeq names its product receptor-like protein EIX2. The record is from RefSeq and is a predicted model, not a curated record. Gene Ontology annotation, molecular function: protein binding. Bases 1 to 2988 code for a protein of 995 amino acids. The transcript is spliced from 3 exons. NCBI's taxonomy places the organism in Eukaryota, Viridiplantae, Streptophyta, Magnoliopsida, Cornales, Cornaceae.